Molecule: messenger RNA, 1130 nt
Organism: Pieris rapae (cabbage white)
Lineage: Eukaryota; Metazoa; Arthropoda; Insecta; Lepidoptera; Pieridae
Product: trypsin-3-like
Exons: 5
Coding region: 35-871 (278 amino acids)
Biological process (GO): proteolysis
Molecular function (GO): serine-type endopeptidase activity
Source: RefSeq, a predicted model, not a curated record
UGAAGCAUUACACUUUCUUGCCAACUCCCUAACGAUGUGGUUUAUGUGCUUUGUGUCGCUUUCGGCUGUUUGUGCUCAAACAGUGUUAGGGAUAAAUAUUUUUGUGUCCGAUAUUAUAUUAUCGGAAAAGGUUCCUGUAAAUGGCAAGGAUAUCGCUUCCGUUCCCAGUGUGACUGAUGAUAGAAUUGUGAAUGGACAGGAAGCUGACAUAAAGGAUUACCCUUACCAAGUUUCGUUUAUUGUGAAUAACUCCUACUUUUGUGGAGGUUUCAUAGUCAGCGAAAAUUAUAUUAUGACAGCUGCACACUGUGCACAAAACGUGGAUCCAAAAACAGUAGUCCUACGAGCCGGAAGUUCAUACCGAAAGAACGGCACCGUUAUAGAAAUAGCAGAAGUCACUCCUUUCCCAGAAUAUGACGAUCCACCCUUUGACAAAGAUGUGGCAUUUAUGAAAACGGCAAAACCUAUUGAAUUCAGCGAAACAAUGCAGCCUGUUGCUCUACCUCCUAGAAAUAGGGCGGUGCGUGGUAAUUCGGAAAUAGUUGUCAGUGGUUGGGGAAGGACAAGGCAAGGCGCAUCAUCUAUCCCAGAUCGUCUUAUGUCCGUGAAAUUGCCUGUAGUGAACUAUUAUCAAUGUUUCCUUGUAUACCCUACAGUACUCACUACGAAUAUGUUCUGUGCCGGAAACUUUUUCUUGGGAGGAGAAAGUACUUGCCAGGGUGAUUCAGGUGGUGCUGCUAUUCAAGAUGGCAUGGCUGUUGGCAUCGUGUCCUUUGGCCGAGGCUGUGGACAGGCGCUUUCACCAUCAGCGUUCGCUAAUAUUGCCUCGCCUUUACUGAGAGACUGGAUAACUGAAAAUACUGGAUUAUAAACGCAAUUAUUAUAAUGAAAAAUAAUUCUUAGAUUGAAGUAUUUGUACGUUCGCCUUAAUUUAUUUUAUUAAUUUCCUCUUUAGCGAUAUUAGGUAACUUAUAUAUUAUCUUUAUAUUAUUGAUUUACAUAUACCUUUUGAGUGACUCUCCCAAUAGAAUAUAGUCAUUUUUGUAUGUUUUAACCUUUGUUUUUAUCUAUUUGCUAGAUUAUAUGCCAAAUAAAAAAUAAACUAUUUAUGGACGUUUCAAUUUAUCGUA